Messenger RNA from Trichoplusia ni (cabbage looper), 1695 nucleotides. RefSeq lists its product as uncharacterized. The transcript has 3 exons. The record is from RefSeq and is a predicted model, not a curated record. The coding region runs from base 500 to 1306 and encodes 268 amino acids. Lineage: Eukaryota; Metazoa; Arthropoda; Insecta; Lepidoptera; Noctuidae.
AUUCCUGCAAUGUUUGAGCUGUUUAAUUCUAGUGGAGUAUCUUAUAAUCUUUAGAAGGUCUUCAGUUACAAAUGUGUAAUACUACUUAUGACACAAGGAUGGACUUCCUGCGGAACUAUAGAAACAAGAAUUUUACCAGCUUUGGUCGUUGCGUUUUUGUUUUAACCCUAAUUAAUUUAAAUUUGCUUUCAAAGUAACUGAUUGACUAUUACGAAGUCUGGAUGACGUUACGUGUAAAAUCUACCCGCAACUUGUGCAGUUGUUGACAAUAAAUGUAGGUAUAAUAUUGUAAGCAUGGUUUAAUUAGGUAAGUAGUUGGAUAUGAUUUAGACAGAGCUUGCCACUAGCGCAGCUGCCACGCGACACCCACAAACCGAUACUCUUCAGUAUACUUAUCUAUCGGACUUUUUGUAAAUUUAUUUACGCUUAAAGUACUGACUGUGUUUGUUAAAAAGUUAAGUGAUUUAACCUUGGACCAGGACCUUAUAUUCUUAGUACAAUGAGCCUGUUCCCUGACAAGGGCCACUCGUUGCUGGAGCCGCCGACGCCGGCCUACAGCGCGGUGACGGUGCGCCGCGCCUUCCUCGUCUGGCUGCACCUCGGCCAGCAGCACGAGUUCCGCCACGUCUGCAACUACUACCACCAGCUCGAGAACCUGGAAGAGCAACUGUCAGUGGAGCAGCGCGCGGCCAGCCGCCGCCUCGAGUUCAGCCUCCUCUCCGACUACCCAUCGGUCACCUUCUACACGAUGCAGCAGUUCCCCAAGCUAUACCGACAGACCAAGAUCACCAAAAGCAACUUCAAAGAGAUAGAACAAGCCACUUUAGAAGACUGUGUCUUCAACCUCGAGGGCUACUACGACAUGAAAAUACAGAAGGGCGUCACCACAAAGGAAAUUAUCAAAACAAGUCAAAUCAUCAGAAAGUAUUGCAAAACUCACGCCAAAAGCCUCAAGCAUUUCCUCCGAGAAUUUUGGGACUUUGCAAAGAAAACGGGAUCCACGAACUCCGUCCAUAACAUCUCGAUGUAUAUCUUAAAGAAGAACGUCAAAGACGAAAUCGAUACUUGGAAGAAUAUUCCGAUACAUUUUAGUUUCUUGGACAUUGAAGUAGAUGAAAACGUAAUUAAUAACACCUGUGAGAAACUAACCGAUCAUGUAAAAUCUUCAAUUAAAGACAACUUCAUUGUAAACGAAACUAAAAGUACUCACAAAAUAAAGAUUCUUAUCAAUGAGUCGAGGAGGAAAGAGCUUCUGAACCUGAUUCCAAAUUUACCUGAAGUGACUGCAAAGAAAGUCGUAAACUAAUGCUACCCUUAGCAUGUAACUUCCGAAAAAUAAUGAACUAAGUAAUAAUUUUCUUUUGAAUCUUGACUGUUUACACUAAGAUAAGAUAGAUGGCGCUGUUACCAAUAUCUCACCAGUGAAAUGCAUUUGGGAUCAGGUGAUUUGGAUUACUAAUAAAAUGAGAUGGAUUCAGUGUAAUAAUAAGUUCUGCACACAGUUGUGUGAAGGUUUUCUAUUUUUAGUUAUUAAGUGAUAAUGAUAGAUGUAUUUUGUGAUUUGGACAUUAAAUUGACGAUGAAAACAGUAAACAGAUGUUUUAAAUUCUAAGAAUAUUCCGAAAUGUUGUAUCGAAUCUUAAAGAGACUUUAUUAAAUGCUGAAUUUAAUUAAUACAACAUUAAAUUAAAUUUU